Microdochium trichocladiopsis is the source of this 597-nucleotide messenger RNA. RefSeq lists its product as uncharacterized. The record is from RefSeq and is a predicted model, not a curated record. Bases 142 to 597 code for a protein of 151 amino acids. NCBI's taxonomy places the organism in Eukaryota, Fungi, Ascomycota, Sordariomycetes, Xylariales, Microdochiaceae. The transcript is spliced from 2 exons.
GCGGGGUGCAUGGUUGUCACCUUUCGGCACUCAAACACGAGAGUAACCCCCCCGUUCGUACGUGGUGAGAGCCGUCGCUAGGCCGUCACCCAAGCCACUGCUCCAUCUCGCCGCCGCACCGUGCAAGCCGGGACAUUAAUUAUGAGGAAACUGCAUCAUCACAAGCGAAGGCCAACGUUGGCAAAGACAAGAAGAAGAAGGCGCCGUGGUAUCGGCACCAAGCUUCCUAGCGCAGCCUCGUCCGUUGGCAAUGACAACCAACCCGCGCCCUUCCACGACUCCAAGAACUCCCAGGACACGGCCCAGCCGCUCCGAGGGGCUGGCUGGCUGGCCACAGGACUAAGCGACGACCGUCCUAACAUCUCCUCGGAGGAUUAUACCACGCCCUCCUCUGGGUGCCUCACAGUAGUCUCAAAACCCCCCGAUCCCCAAGCGACAAGCCUGUCUGGCUCGCAUUCCACGGCGUGCACACAGACACAGACACAGACACACCAAAACACAAACACGUUUCCGCAGCCAGCCAGCUCCUGCAACUCUGCCCAGAUGCCCAGAGGCGUGUGUUUCUGCCGCGGUCAAAGAAGUGGCUUGCACGGCUAA